AUGCUGCUUAUCAAGCAGACCCCUGACAGUCCUUGGACUCCGAUCUUGCUUAACUGCCUUCGACCUUCUCAAGUCCCCAUCUACAUCAGCUAUCUAUACAUCAACUAUCUAUACAUCAACGAAACAAACAAGAUGAAGUUACCGACCUUGGGCAGCCUUGCGCUGCUCUCUCUUCUCCCUUCAGCCUGCCUCGCACAAUCGCAACAUACCUCCAACUGGGCCGUCCUAGUCUCCACUUCGCGUUUCUGGUUCAACUACCGCCACCUCGCCAAUGUUCUUUCCAUGUACCGUACUGUCAAACGUCUAGGCAUCCCAGACUCCCAGAUAAUUCUCAUGCUCUCUGACGAUGUUGCCUGUAACCCUCGAAACACUUUCCCGGGCACUGUUUAUAACAAUGCAGACCGUGCAAUCGAUCUUUACGGCGACAAUAUUGAAGUCGACUACCGUGGCUACGAAGUCACAGUCGAGAACUUCAUCCGUCUUCUUACAGACCGUGUACCACCCGACACACCACGUAGUAAACGAUUGUUAACCGACGACCGAAGUAACAUCUUCAUUUAUAUGACUGGUCAUGGCGGGAACGAAUUCCUCAAAUUCCAAGAUGCGGAAGAAAUCUCCGCGUUCGAUAUCGCAGAUGCCUUCCAGCAGAUGUUCGAGAAGAAACGGUACAACGAAAUGCUAUUUAUGAUCGAUACCUGUCAGGCGAAUACUAUGUAUUCAAAGUUUUACAGUCCGAAUAUAUUAGCUACCGGGUCUUCGGAGUUAGACCAGAGCAGUUAUUCGCAUCACGCGGAUAACGAUGUCGGCGUGGCGGUUAUCGAUCGAUACACGUAUUUCAACCUGGAAUACCUGGAAACUCAUGUUAAAAAUGCGAGUUCGAAGCAUACACUGGCAGACCUGUUCAGUUCGUAUGAUCCGGUUAAGAUUGCGAGUACACCGGGGAUUAGGACGGAUCUGUUCAGAAGGAAUCUAUCGGAAGUACUCAUCACAGACUUUUUGGGGAAUGUGCAGAACGUAGAGGUUGAUGGAGAUGGUAUGAUCCUUGAUGAAGAUCUGUUGGCCUUGGCGCGAAGUGCUGGGUAUAAUAUUACCGAGCAGGAGUGGAAGGAUGCUAUGACUGGAGGGUACCAUGAAAAGACGCAGGAGGAGAGGGAUAAUGUUGUUGGAGAGCAGAGGACGUGGGAAGGCCCGGCAAGGGUGCAUAGGGACAGUGAAAGUGACUUCUGGAGGAAUGUUAUGAGUGCUGGGGCGGUGGGGGUAUGCUUUGUGGGGUACUGGGUGUUCAGCAUGAUCGAUAAGGUCUAG
Molecule: messenger RNA, 1305 nt
Organism: Orbilia oligospora ATCC 24927
Lineage: Eukaryota; Fungi; Ascomycota; Orbiliomycetes; Orbiliales; Orbiliaceae
Exons: 1
Coding region: 1-1305 (434 amino acids)
Biological process (GO): proteolysis; protein localization to cell surface; attachment of GPI anchor to protein
Cellular component (GO): GPI-anchor transamidase complex
Molecular function (GO): GPI-anchor transamidase activity
Source: RefSeq, a predicted model, not a curated record